Molecule: messenger RNA, 1140 nt
Organism: Parnassius apollo (apollo)
Lineage: Eukaryota; Metazoa; Arthropoda; Insecta; Lepidoptera; Papilionidae
Source: the annotation of a GenBank genome assembly
AUGGAAGAGGGGUGCGAGGGCGCGGGUGAGGGUGAGGGGUGGCGCGCAGCGAGAGGCAGUCAGUGCCGCGCCGCGCCCGGCCGCGCGUCUCUCACGCGCGCCUUACGUAACCAUGGCCGAGCCUGUGAGCUGAUGGGUGCCCUCGUCUGGUGGCUGGCGGGCUGCUGCCUGGUGCACGCCGUCGCCGCCGGCAACCCCGACGCCAAGCGCCUCUACGACGACCUACUGUCCAACUACAACAAGCUCGUGCGACCGGUCGUAAAUACUACCGAUGUGCUACGCGUCUGCAUCAAACUGAAACUCAGUCAGCUCAUCGAUGUCAACUUGAAGAAUCAAAUAAUGACGACAAACUUAUGGGUGGAGCAGUCAUGGUAUGACUACAAGCUGCGUUGGGAGCCGCGCGAGUAUGGAGGCGUGCACAUGCUGCACGUUCCCUCCGACCAUAUCUGGCGACCGGAUAUCGUGCUCUACAAUAAUGCCGACGGCAACUUCGAGGUAACGUUGGCGACCAAGGCGACCAUCUACCACCAGGGAUUAGUCGAAUGGAAACCGCCCGCCAUUUACAAGUCCUCCUGUGAAAUAGACGUGGAAUAUUUUCCGUUCGACGAGCAAACCGCCGACGGGAACUACGAGGUGACACUGAUGACGAAGGCGACGGUGUACUACAACGGCAUGGUGGUGUGGCAGCCGCCUGCCGUCUAUAAGUCCUCCUGCUCGAUCGACGUCGAGUUCUUUCCUUACGACGUGCAAACCUGUGUGCUUAAAUUAGGCAGCUGGACAUAUGACGGCUUCAAGGUGGACUUGAGACACAUGGACGAACAGGCGGGCAGCAACGUGGUAUCAGUGGGAGUAGAUCUUUCUGAAUUCUACAUGUCCGUCGAAUGGGAUAUACUGGAGGUCCCCGCAGUAAGAAACGAAAAAUUUUACACAUGCUGUGAUGAGCCAUACCUGGAUAUUACGUUCAACAUUACGAUGCGGAGGAAAACGCUGUUCUACACCGUCAACAUCAUUAUACCGUGCAUGGGGAUUUCUUUCCUUACGGUGCUCACGUUUUACUUGCCUUCAGAUAGCGGCGAAAAGGUAAAUAACAAAUGUUUAUUCAAGUUUAUUGGAGGUUUGUUCUUUAUAAACAAGAUAUAA